CGCUCUCGAUGACUCCAGAUCUAUGGCAGAGUCUCAUUCCGUUCACCUGGCAUACGAAACACUCGUCCUUGUAUCGAAGGCUCUGAGCCGGCUGGAAGUGGGCGACGUCGCCAUAGCCAAGUUCGGCGAGUCAGUCGAUGUUCUUCAUGGCUUCGACAGCGGACCUUUCACAGACCAGGCAGGCAUGCGAAUCAUGAGCGCAUUCCAAGAAAGACGAUCUAUGAGCUCUGCCACUGCCGCAGGUCUGUGGCAACUUGACAUCAUCAUCUCAGACGGCAUGUGCCAAGAUCACGAGAAGCUCCGUACUGUCCUGAGGAAGGCGGAAGAAGAACGGGUCAUGGUCGUGUUCAUCAUCUUGGACUCUCUGCAUGCGCGGAGUUCCUCUGACAGCGGCAAUGCCAACCAGAAUUCCAUUCUCUCGAUGAAUCAAGUCGCAUACAAGAACAUAGAUGGCCGCCUGGAUCUCCACGUCGAACGGUAUCUGGAUAGCUUUCCUUUCGAGUACUAUGUCGUCUUGCGAGAUGUUGAGGCGCUACCUGAGGUGUUGUCGGGUACAUUGAAACAGUUCUUCGAGAGAGUCACGGAGCAGUAAUUAUUUGAGAUCGUAGACAGCCAUAUACAUGUUAUAUUAUCGCGAUUGAGGUUCUACUAUAUCCUUAUUCCCUAUCA
Molecule: messenger RNA, 669 nt
Organism: Postia placenta MAD-698-R-SB12
Lineage: Eukaryota; Fungi; Basidiomycota; Agaricomycetes; Polyporales; Adustoporiaceae
Exons: 2
Coding region: 23-592 (189 amino acids)
Biological process (GO): ribosomal large subunit assembly; rRNA processing
Cellular component (GO): preribosome, large subunit precursor
Source: RefSeq, a predicted model, not a curated record